Nezara viridula (southern green stink bug) is the source of this 950-nucleotide messenger RNA. The record is from the annotation of a GenBank genome assembly. Lineage: Eukaryota; Metazoa; Arthropoda; Insecta; Hemiptera; Pentatomidae.
AUAUGAUUAUUCUGAUCAUUUGAUUUAAACUCAAAUCACCAGUAUAUUACAGAACUUAUAACAUUAUAACAUAGAACAAAAGCAUCUCAUUUACCACGGAAACAUUUUUGAACCUGCUCACACUAUUUUCUUGAAGAAGGGGUCUUAUUUAACUAUUUCUCAAGAUGAUGUAUUUGUUCACAAAGAACUUAUGGAGCAUUUUCGACAAAGUACAAAAUCAGGUUCUUAAAACUCAAUUUCAGAAUUGGUCCAGUUCAAAAGAUAUGAUUUCCAAAGAAGAGAAACCAGUCGCUCACCGUUUCGAUCCUUUACCAGUGGUCAAAAGUAAAGGAAAUGAAGUUUCGGAUAAAGUGGGAAAAAGAUAUCUUGAUUUCAUUGCCAGAUUUGCAUCAUUUAAUUUUGGACAUUACCAUCCUAGAAUACUGAAAAUGUUUAAAAAACAAGGAAGCAUGUUGUCAUCCACAGAGCGAGUAGACGAUAACCAUUCGCUUCCAAAAUAUGCAGAAGUUAAGACGAAAGAUUUUAAUCAUGGCUGUGUGGUCCCAAUGACUACAGGAAUUGAAGGCGGAGAGACAGCUGUCCAACUCCCAAGAUAUGACAAGGGUUAUAGAUGUAAAAAUAUUCCUGAUCGGAAAGCUGGAAAAACUUGGGAAUCCCUUUCGACGAAUAACAAAAAUGAAGCUCAGAAACCCUUUGGUCCAUGGAUGAAACUCUUUGGUCCAUGGAUGCCUGGUUUUAAAUUCAUUUACUCAUUCAUUGAAUUCAUUCAUUCAUGAUAAGGUCGAAUGCUUGGAAGUACGGCUUUAAAAUAAAAACUUUUUUUGUAAAUAUAUUUCUGUAUCCCGGAGGUAAAGAACUUCACGUCCAUUUUUGUAUUUGUUCAGAGGAGCCAAUUUCUAUAAUAGAUCUAUACCCUUAAUAGAUAUAUUUUCACUCUUGAAAUAAAUAGA